This is a messenger RNA of Amaranthus tricolor (Joseph's coat), 1344 nucleotides long. RefSeq lists its product as uncharacterized. The transcript has a single exon. Bases 1 to 1344 code for a protein of 447 amino acids. Lineage: Eukaryota; Viridiplantae; Streptophyta; Magnoliopsida; Caryophyllales; Amaranthaceae. The record is from RefSeq and is a predicted model, not a curated record.
AUGGUCAUAUCAUGGAUAAUUGAGAACAUAGAUGGGGAUAUUGUCAAUCAAUUCUUAGACGACACAACUGCACAUAGCCUAUGGCAAGGAAUCGAAAGUCUCUUAGGAUGUGGUAGAGAGGAACUACAAAUAUAUGAUCUCAGUUCAAAGGCAGCCACAUUAAAGCAAGAAAACGAUACCAUCGAAAUGUACUACAGUAAACUAAACACUCUAUGGAAAGAAAUUGAUCGAAGAAUGUCGAAUCCAAUGACAUGUUCAAAGGAUAUAACAGAGUUCAACAAAUACAUUCAAAGACAGAGACUGUACCAAUUCCUCACUGGGAUUAACGACAACCUAGACAAAGAUAGAAGGGACAUCCUUAACAGUGAACCAUUACCAGUGGUAGAGACGACUUAUGCCUCAAUCAGGCGAGAAAUCACAUGCCGGAGAAUUAUGAACGGCGUCUCAUCAUCGGGAACCAGUCCCUCAGAGAUUGGAUUGGGGUUAGCCACGAGAAACAAACCUUUCCAGAGAAGCCGAGAAGAGGAUGACCGGAGAAAACUCCGGUGCACUUACUGUGGUGGAUCCAGGCAUACAAAGGAGGGAUGCUUCAAACUUGUGGGAUACCCCGAGUGGUGGGACGAUCUAAAGAAAAGGAAAGCCGCCACCAAGGCACCGGCAAGCCGGAACGGCGGUAAGGCUAACCUCAGCACUGCCGAUCAGUCAACAUCAUGUCAGAGAUCAAUAGGCAUAGGAGGCCGGAGCAAAGAGGAAGAAGAGGAAACAGUCACCAUUGAACAGGGAGAUAGAAAUGGUGAGAAACAGAAACAAAGAGAGAGAGACACCAUAGCCGUCAAACAGGGGGAAGGGAAAGGGAUGGAACCCAUUGAAUACCCUAACACCCCUUUUUAUAAUACAAAAACCCUGAAACCCACCUCACAAAACCCCAACCCACAAUCUUCCGGCCCAAUAUCACCCUCCAAGCUCAAUGCCUCUUCUAGCCCGCAAAACACUACUUCCCAAAGCCUUCUUAGUCUUAACACUAAAUCUCAAUGGAUAUUUGACUGUGGGGCGACCGAUACGAUGACCUUUGACCUCAGUGAUUUUUCAUCCACACAUCCUACUAACCGAACACAUAUCCAGACGGCUAAUGGGGAGUGUGUACCAGUUGCCCAAGCUGGAGCAGUCAACAUUUCUCCUUCUCUUCAUCUUAAAAAUUACUUGUUAAUUCCCAGUUUGUCUCAUAAUUUAUUGUCCGUUAGUCAGUUAACCAAGGACUUGAACUGUACUGUGCUUUUAACCUCUGAAAAUUGUAUUGUACAGGAUGCUCAGACGGGGACGAUCAUUGGGCGUGGUACUGAAUGA